This is a messenger RNA of Sinocyclocheilus rhinocerous, 675 nucleotides long. RefSeq lists its product as uncharacterized. The record is from RefSeq and is a predicted model, not a curated record. NCBI's taxonomy places the organism in Eukaryota, Metazoa, Chordata, Actinopteri, Cypriniformes, Cyprinidae. The annotation marks the transcript as partial. The transcript is spliced from 2 exons.
AUGGCGAAGCCAGUUAUCCGUCUCCAAAACCCCAAUGCUCCACCGGGUCGUCAGCAGGCUUUAUUGGUGGCGACAAAUGAGGCCCGUGCCUACAGAGACAGAAGAAUGAAUUUUCCUCUACCCCCUGAUCAGCUGCUCAAUGAGUCCACUGCCCUACCCCAUGCCCAAAGGGCCCUUCGUGCUGAAGGCAUUGCAGUACCAUCACGACAGCAGUGUCUGGGGAAGCUGGUGCUACCCUUGGGCCAAUAUCUCAAUGCCCCAUUUCCCUGGCUUGUGUCAAAUGAUGUGGGCUACAUGAAGUAUUUGAUCGACAAGCACAGAGAAGAACUCUCUAAAAAACCUGGAAAGGCAAAAGUACAAAAUCAAUGGAUAAAAGACCAUCUGGCAGAGUACGCAGAGAGCUUUCCAGAAGUAUCAAUCAUCCUGGAGGCGAACAUCCACCGAUAUGUUUAUGGACAAAAGGGUUUCGAGAACCAUACCUUUCAGGAGAUGUGGGAGCUCUAUAGCCUAUAUUCUGCACAGAAGGACAGGCCAGAUGAUUUUAAUAUGAGCCAGAGGGAUUCAAUACAGAAGGCAUACAGCUCUGUCAGCCGGUGGCUAAAUACACCUGUAACCCACAUCACCAGUGUGCAGAUGAAAAGAUUUAGGACAUACAUUUAUGACAAGAAGAGUCAA